AUGGCCGGAGGUGGCGGCGGCGGCGGCGGGCUCUCACCACUUGGGCCCGCACCGCCGAUGUGGUAUCACCGGGAUCUCAGUCGAGCUGCGGCCGAGGAGUUGCUGGCUCGCGCCGGGAGGGACGGCAGCUUCCUGGUACGGGACAGCGAGAGUGUCAACGGGGCUUACGCUUUGUGUGUACUGUUUCAGAAGCAUGUCCACACAUACAGAAUUCUACCGGAUGAAGAAGGAUUUUUGGCUGUGCAGACAUCACAGGGCGUCCAGCCCAAGAGGUUUAAAACAUUACCAGAGCUUGUGUCGUUGUACCUGCAGCCCAGUCAGGGUCUGGUGACUACUCUUCUUUAUGCUGUUGACCGAGAGGAAACCGCCAUCCCUGAUGACCGCGACUAUUCAGAUGGCGAGGAUGAAAAACCACCUCUCCCACCUCGCUCAGCCUCCACAUCCACUCCUCCUGUUUCAGACAUACCCUCGGACAGUGCCCCAACAGCGAAUGGUCUUAGUACUAUCUCUCAUGAAUAUCUGAAGGGCAGCUAUGCUUUAGACCUUGAAGCUGUCAAACAGGGAGCCUGCUCGCUGCCCCACCUCAACAAGACACUUGUGGCCUCUUGCAAGCGUCUCAAUGGGGAAGUGGAUAAGGUCCUGUCUGGCCUCGAGAUCCUGUCAAAAGUCUUCGAUCAGCAGAGUGCCUUCAUGGUCUCUAAGAUGAUCCAACAGUCUGUGAAUCAAGGUGGAGAUCAGGAGUUGGAGAACCUUGUGACCAAGCUCGCCAUUCUUAAAGACCUGCUUUCAUCCAUAGAGAAGAAGGCUCUGAAAGCUCUUCAGGACAUGAGCUUGUCCACCUUGUGCUCCCCUCCGCCUCUCUCCAUGCGUCACAGCAAAACUAUCCCUGUGCAGCCAUUCGAGGUCAAACUUGAUGUCUACCUGGCCGAGCUGACCAAGAUAGGGAAGAGUCAGAAAUACACUCUGUCUGUGGAUGUGGAGGGAGGUAGACUGGUAGUAAUGAAGAAGGUGAAGGACAGCCAGGAAGACUGGACAACUUUUACACAUGACAAAAUCCGUCAGCUGAUCAAGUCUCAGCGGGUGCAGAAUAAACUCGGCAUUGUUUUUGAAAAGGAAAAAGACAAGAGCCAAAGAAAAGACUUCAUAUUUGCUAGUGCCAAGAAGCGGGAGGCCUUUUGCCAGUUGCUGCAGCUGAUGAAAAACAAACAUUCCAACCAGGAUGAGCCUGACAUGAUAUCUGUCUUUAUCGGCACAUGGAACAUGGGCUCUGUUCCUGCUCCCAAAUCCGUGGCCUCUUGGGUGUUGUGCCGAGGCCUCGGAAAGACUCUGGAGGAGAUGACCGUCACAAUCCCACAUGACCUGUAUGCAUUUGGCACGCAAGAAAAUUCUGUGUGUGAUCGGGAGUGGGUGGAGUCUUUACGAGCCAUGUUGAAAGAACAAACAGAACUAGAUUAUAAACCGAUAGCAGUGCAGACACUAUGGAACAUAAAAGUCGCUGUGCUGGUAAAGCCAGAACAUGAGAACCGCAUCAGCCAUGUUGGAAUGUCCAGUGUCAAGACAGGAAUUGCCAACACACUUGGUAAUAAAGGCGCUGUGGGUGUUUCGUUCAUGUUCAAUGGAACAUCUUUUGGUUUUGUGAACUGUCACUUGACUUCAGGGAAUGAAAAAAUUGCAAGGAGGAACCAAAACUAUCUUGACAUUUUGCGUCUGCUUUCACUUGGAGACAAACAGUUGAGCUCCUUUGACAUUUCACUGCGCUUUACACAUCUCUUCUGGCUGGGAGACCUCAACUACAGACUUGACAUGGACAUACAGGAGAUCCUUAACUACAUUAACAGAAAGGAGUUUGACCCACUGUUGAAGGUGGACCAACUAAACCUUGAGAGGGAGAAAAACAAAGUAUUUUUACGCUUCGCUGAGGAAGAGAUCUCAUUCCCACCCACCUACCGAUAUGAGCGUGGCUCGAGAGACACUUAUGUAUGGCAGAAGCAGAAAGCCACUGGGAUGAGGACAAAUGUUCCAUCCUGGUGUGACAGGAUCUUGUGGAAGUCUUACCCAGAAACCCAUAUUGUUUGUAACUCCUAUGGAUGCACAGAUGACAUUGUAACGAGUGACCACUCCCCAGUAUUUGGUACAUUUGAGGUGGGCGUAACGUCACAGUUUGUCUCCAAGAAAGGGCUUCCUAAAUCUUCAGAGCAGGCUUAUAUUGAAUUUGAGAGCAUCGAAGCCAUAGUGAAAACUGCUAGUAGAACCAAGUUCUUCAUAGAAUUCUACUCCACAUGUUUGGAAGAGUUCAAGAAGAGUUACGAGAACGACAGUCAAAGUAGCGAUAAUGUCAACUUUCUCCGCUUGGGCUGGUCCAGCAAGCAGUUGACGACACUAAAACCUCUACUGUCGGAGAUCGAAUACCUUCAGGACCAACACCUGCUGCUCACUGUGAAAUCCCUGGAUGGAUAUGAAUCUUACGGAGAGUGUGUCUUAGCUCUGAAGUCAAUGAUUGGCAGCACAGCGCAGCAGUUCCACACCUACCUGUCUCAUCGUGGCGAGGAAACUGGAAAUAUCAGGGGGUCGAUGAGGGUCAGAGUCCCUGCUGAAAGGAUGGGAACCAGGGAAAGACUCUAUGAGUGGAUCAGUGUGGACAAAGAUGAAACAGGUGUACCUAAAGGGAAAUCCCUGUCAUCUAGAGCGGGACACGAAUAUGUGAAGCCACCCAUGGUUCGUAAACAGCUUGGAGAGCUGGGCAAAGUCAGCGAAGAAGGCGAGAAGAGUAGCAAGGAGGAAAUUGCUGCGAGGCCAAAGCAGGAUUCUUCUGAUGGAGAUCAGUCUGUUGGCAAGAACAGCUACAAUAACCCCGCUUACUACAUUUUAGAAGGCGUUCCCAAUCAGUCGGCCGCCGCUCUGUCAUCUGAGCUUCUCCCAUCCCCCACCUCCACCACCCCGCAGGCAACGAAAGCUCCCCCUCCCAUCUCUGUAGCCCGGACCAAACCUCCGUGUGCUCCAACAGGCUCGUCUCAUCCUCGCAGACCCAUGACAGGUCACACGGUGCGUGCCAUCAGUGAGGAGGGGUCCAUAGAGGAUGAUGGGGGAGCUUGUGUGGCAGGGCCACAAGGUGUAGCCACUGUGGGGAGCACACUGAAUCGCCCCCCUCCAGAUUUUCCACCCCCUCCGCUCCCAAAGGGAGCCAUGGAAAUGGCCAUGGAGGCAUCUUUCCUGAUGCCCCGCUCGCUUCACCCAGAUCUCGCUGAGGUCAAGAUCCCUGCGGCAGGUUCCGGUGCACCGCUGGCACUCGGGGAAAGCUUCCGACGAGGAGGUUGCGCCGUUGCCAGUGGGCCCAUCGGCGGCGGGGCGUUGGACGACCAGUCCUGUUCUGUGCUUCAGAUGGCAAAGACGCUGAGUGAGACCGAGUUUCCAGGGCAGCCUCCACGCGCUCCCUCGGCACCCCCUCCCCUCAGGGGGCAGGCCAUGGGUUUAAGUCUGGACCCCUGCCGAACCUUCCCACCCAGAAAUGCCAUCGCUGAAAGUAUUGCUGAGGAUCUUCCCGAAGAGGCCCUUUGGGGUAGCAGCAGCUCGUCUUUGUCUGUGGGGGACUCUUCAGUAGGGGAGUGGCUGCAGAGACUGGGACUUGAGAGGUAUGAGCAAGGCCUCCUGCACAACGGCUGGGAUGACCUGGAGUUUCUUAGUGACAUCACAGAGGAGGACCUGGAGGAGGCAGGAGUACUUGACCCCGCCCACAAGUGCAUCCUUCUGGAGAGUCUCAGGCAACAACAAAAACUGUAG
Messenger RNA from Nerophis lumbriciformis (worm pipefish), 3777 nucleotides. NCBI's taxonomy places the organism in Eukaryota, Metazoa, Chordata, Actinopteri, Syngnathiformes, Syngnathidae. The record is from RefSeq and is a predicted model, not a curated record.